CAUAAACAAAAAGUAAUAUUUUAGAAAUAAUAAUUUAAUGAAAUUUUCUAGUUUUUAAGGAUAUAAUGAUGUUAAGAAUAGUCUCAAAAAGUUUGCUGUUGCAUCGAGCAUGCAGCCUAAUAUCGCACAAAGUCAGACACAAUCAUUUAAGUCGAAUUUCAUCAGUUCUGGGAAAAAUGUCACAUUUUCCUUCAGAUCUCAGAAGUAUAUCCAAUAUAAAUGAAGAUGAGGAUAUAGACCAAGAAAAUUUCUAUCACAUGUAUCAACUUGCGAAUAAAUAUCUGUCGCAUGACAUAUCCAGUAAAGAUAGAUUAAUGAAGAAAAUUGACAAUUUUAAUGAGAUCCAGCAAGUUGUGAAAUGCAUUGAGAAUAAAUUGGAACAGUUUAAUAAGGACCACAUAAUACAACUGUUGUUACUUACUGGAAAACUGAGAGAUAAACAGGAACUUACAAUAAUAAAGAAUCUUGAUAAAUUUGUGGAGAAAAUCGGCACAAAGAUCAAUGAAAUGAAUGACAUUGAGUUAGGUAUAACUUUAUUGCAUCUUCGACUAUUAGGUUUCAACUCUAGACAUCCAGUAAUGCAGAAAGUCAUCAAUAGUCUAAUGGACAGCAUGAGUCAAAAGAAGAACGAAUUCGAUUCAUUGGCCAUGUCAUUAUUCACAGAAGCUAUGUGUCUUGAACGGGAUCUCUAUUCUAAGCUCAUUAUGGUUGAAACACUGCCUGUAAUCAACUCAAAAUUGAAUUACUGUAACGAUGCAUUAGAAUUUUAUCAUCUCAUCUCAUGCCUUAAUAAUGUGCACCCAGUUUUAUCGUCUGAUUCUUUAAACAACUAUAAAGACAAGAUUGAAGAGUUUCUAGACAAAAACUUAAUCACAAAUGAUCAUGUACGGAUCAUCUUCAAGACAAUUAAUUUCCUGAACUUCCCACAUUGGUCAACAGCAAAUGCAAAGCUCAUUCAGAAGUUCUUAAUUCUUCUUGAAAAGUCUGUUCCGAAUAUGCAGCCAAAGGAUUUAUUCCAGACUAAUCGAGCAUUGUUCGUCCAAUAUGAGCCAUCAAUGUUGAUUCCACUGCUUCGAGAUCGUGCAAAGAAACUGUUGGAAGAGACUCAAGAUGUCGAACUACUGCAGAUUGCCUGCUUGUAUUGUACACCUCAGGAAAGAAUUAAAUUUGUAGAGAUGUUAAGAGACAAAGUAUUAAAAUAUCAAACAACUCUCGGCCCAGGUUCCGAUUCAUUGGCAUCAUUUUUCAAAAUUCUGCGCUUAUUGAAAAUUUCAGAUACAGAAUUGUGUGACUGCUUUUGGACUAAGAUUGUCAAUAAAAUUUUCAGCCUUCCAGAACCAGAGUUGAGACAUAGAUUGCCAAAGUACUUUCAUCGUUACAUGAAUUUUAACAAUAAUCUGGGUGGAACUUAUCGUCACAUUGAGUUUGAGAAGAUUGUCUAUGAAUAUUGUGUAGAGGAGAUGAAAACUGGGUCUACAUAUAUACCUAAAGAAUUUUCAAAGUUUGCAAGCUUUGUUAUUGCCUAUUCUGAUAGAUAUGAAUGCAUCCCUCCGUUUGUAAUUGAGAAAUUAAUUAUGAUGCAGGAACAACUGAAUAUCAUUGAUUGUAAGCUAGUAUCAAGAGGAUUAGAAAUAUUACAUGGAUUCAGACCAAGAAGGCGUCUAAACAGAGACUUGCUUGAUAAUCAGAUGGAAAUUUUACAAUACGUGCUUGACAGUUGCGCACAAAGACAUCUUGAGACUGGAAAUUUGUCAAUUAAAGAUAUCAAUGUUAUUCUCUCAUCUUAUGUCAGACGUCGAGCACCUCGAGAUUCCUCAUUAUUUUUUGAAAUCAUGGGAUGGUACGAUAAUAAGAAGCUUGAACUAAAUUCUAGAACAAUUCGUGAAAUUUGUCAUUCACUUCAAGUCGCUAAGUUCUGCAACGAUUCCGUUUGUGAUCAAUUCUUUAAUUAUGUUGUUGACAAUAAGGAUAUUGUAACUGGCGAGACUGUUGAAAAGAUUCUCACAACAUGCUACAAUUUAAGCUACUUUCCUGAAAAUCCUGAAGCUCUUGAUACAUGCAGCGAUAUAAUCCAUCGGGAUUUUAAUGUAAUGAGUGGACUCUCAGUCGUUCAGGCAUUAUUAGCUCUGACAUUUUACAAAAGUGCCCGUGCUGAAUUAAUUUCACUAGUUUUUAAUGGUGAUUUUAUCAAACGACUAGAGCAAGAAGUUCAAAUGGCAUAUUCAAGAGAUACUUAUCCUCAAAAAGUCAUGUCACUUGUGAUGCAACUUAAUAGAGCUGUUUGUUUGGAUCAUCCAGAAUAUAAUAUCAGAUGGUUCCAACAAAGCUUCAUUGAAGCCCAAAUGUCAAAGAAACCGGUAAUUAAAAAUAAGUUCCACGAAGAAGUGCAUAGACUGUUACUUCACAUUGUUCCUAGUCGCGACUACUUAGCUGUUAAUCAGAUUACUCCGUACGGAUAUAGAAUAGAUUUUGAGAUUCAUAUAGACAAGAAUUAUAACAAAUUUUUAAAACCUAAUCCAGAUGAUUAUAUUGGCAUUAACUAUAAGCCUAAAGUACAUAAGGUGGCAAUAUUGUUGCUCUCAUUUGAUACAUUCUGUAUUAAUGAUAUAAAUCGAUUAAGAGGAACAGAAUUGUUAAGAAUGAGGCAUUUAGAAAUGAUGAAUUAUAAAGUGAUUCAUGUCAAGAAGAGUGACUUAAAAAUGCUGUAUGAAAAUGUGACAGCCAAAAUUAAACACUUGAAGAAGCUCCUUCAAAUUGGAUAGUAAAAAAAGAUGUCUUUUUAUUCAUCGAUUAUAGGAAUUGUAUAAAAAUUUGUGUGGCACAUAUUAAAGUUAUUUUUCACAGCACCAAGUAUAUGCUUCGUUGAACAUUGACUGCCAAGGACAAGUUUGUGUAUUAAAAUCAGGAGAAAUGUAAGGCCAUUGGAACAUUUCAACGCAUCUUUCAGGAUGAGGCAUCAUGGCUAAAUGACGACCAUCUUUCGAGCAAAUUGCUGCAAUUCCUUCAAUACUUCCAUUUGGAUUCAUUGGAUAUUUUUCAGUUGGCUGAUUGUUGUCAUCAACAUAAUACAUGGCAAUGGAAUUUGAUGAUUUAAGAUUCUUAAGAACUGCUUGAUUCUUAAAUGAAAAUCUUCCUUCCCCAUGAGCAACCCAACAUCCAAGAACACUUCCUUGCAUUUUUCUCAGCAUCAUUGCAUUACUGGAUCCAAUUUUCAAUGAAUUCCAACGACAUUCAAAUCUUCCAGAUUUAUUAUGAAGCAGUGCGAUUGGUGGAACUCCGUCAUCUGUAGAUUCCUUAGCACUGUCAUCAACCCAUCCAAUCAUACUCAUCAAUUGACAUCCAUUGCAUACACCGAGUGAGAAAGUAUCAGUCCGCUUCUUAAAGUUCUCAAAUUGGGACUUAAGAACAUCAUUGAAUCUUAUGCUUGCUGCCCAUCCUUUAGCUGAUCCCAGUGUGUCAGCAUAACUGA
Chironomus riparius is the source of this 3469-nucleotide messenger RNA. The record is from the annotation of a GenBank genome assembly. NCBI's taxonomy places the organism in Eukaryota, Metazoa, Arthropoda, Insecta, Diptera, Chironomidae.